GUUUAAUAUCUCCACCCACACUAAGCACCCUAUGACGCUCAUGCACAGGGGGGCCACCUGACGCGCAACCCGGCGAUAUUAGCCAAUAUUAACUACUCUGUCUCUCCAAAGAUGAUUUCUUUCUAAUUUUAAGCUCGAGGUCAUCUUUAAUAAAGGCUCACCAGAUCAAAUCAGGCGGGGGAAACCAUUUAAUAAGAAGCUGUUCAGGCCGAUCUGGUUUCCCGGCAACCAAUUUAGUGCGGGAGGGGGAGGCUUAUCGAACUUGUCAGCCCCAACCUCCAGAGGGUCUGACGCAUUGUUUAUGAUCCCUGAAGGAUUUUCCUGCGAUCGUCCAAAAAGCAAAUGCUCCAAAUUUGUUAAUCUUUAGGGGCUUUGGUACCGAUGCCAUCUCCUGCGACGACACAACGUCCCUCCAAUCGUGGAGGAACUGCGAAAUCCACGAAACCGGUCGACAUCGGAGAACCGCUAGGGGUGCACGACACAAAUACGGUGCGCUCGAGAGUGCGAAAAUGGCAGCAACAAGGCGGCGGGGUCGUAACAGUGGACGACCCCUAUGCCGAUGACGAGGAAAAUAAUGCGAAGUCAAAACCAAAGCCUGCUAAGGUCAAGGUAGAGAAGCUGGAGAAGCUGGAGAAGGUCGAGAAGCCGAACAAGGACAAACCCCCGGCCACAAGGAAGCGCAGUCACAGCACACCGCGCAAACGUGUGGUGAGCGAUGAGCAUUGGAAACGAACGCGAAAUCGAGCCUUAACCCAGUCCUCGUCGCGCAAUCUGCCCGCACCUAAGCGCAUAGCCGAAUACACCACAAAUGAAGGGCAGCCUAGGUCUUCACGGGGGAAACACGACGAUAGUGAAGAUGAAGAUGAGAAAGGUCGCGAUCCUGCUCGAGUUCAGGCAAAACGAGGCACCGGAACAGGGUCUAAAUCUCCUACUCGAGACACAAAGUCCGCGGGUGCACGACAGAAUAUCGAUACCAUCACGGAGAGCGACUAUGAGACGGACCAUCCCAGAUCCGUGGAACCUUCGGAGCUCUCGGACAGACUCAAGACGCGCUCCCCUCCUCCAGAGGAUGCAUGGGCCGCAAGCGAGGCGGACUUUUCUGAGCUGUCGAGAAGACGCAAGCGCGGCCCUGCAAAGCCUCCCAAAGGUGGUAUAUUCGCACAUAUGAUCGACGAGUCCAGAAAAAUGUUUGGGAUCCCUGAACCCGAACCGCCGAGACCUACACCUACGCCGACUACGGGCCGUGGAGCCAAAAUCGAGGCAUGGCUCUCUGACACACCGGAUCCUUUUAUGGAUGAAGCCGGAUCUAAGAAUGAUAUUCCAGCUCCUCUGGAUCUGAAGUCAGGCCGAGCAAGGCGAUCUCAAAAACUUGCAGACGGAGACAUACAACCUGGUACUGAGUCUGAACCAUCAACGAUCAGCGAGCGCCCGAAGAGUUCCGAUUCUCGCCCAAAGAGCGCUGUGAGUAGGCACUCCAAAGGAAAGGAGAGCUUUUCUUCAAUCGAGAAAACACCAAAGGCACAAGAUCGCGACACAGCCUCGGAAUCAAAGCGAGCUAGUAUAGAUAGGACCUCCAAGUCAUCCGUCAAGAGCAAAGAGGAUAAUCCUGUCGAAGACAAGCCUUAUGAGGAUAGUCUCGCGCCCUCAGAGUCCGAUUUACAGCCAUUCUCCGACGGUGGCUCUGAAGUAUCGGGACUUAAUGCACCUGUACCGCUUGGCCGUAAGAAGCCAUUCCCGAGCACCGGUUACCAUCGUUUAUCAACGAUUGUUUCCACGGAAAGCUUGAGCACCACUCUUACAGAUGGAACUGACCACGUACCGAAGUCUACCUCUACCGAAAAACGCAAAUCAAAACUUGCUGAGGAAGCAGAAGAAGCAGAAAGGGAUGACCAGUUCGAUCCAGACUCGCUACCUGUUGUCUCCUCACAACUGAAAAGACGGCUUACCACUCACAAUGACCUCAUGUCUGUGCUAUCUGUUUCGGCUUCGCGGAGCAGAAGUACCCGGUCGAAUCGGAGUAUUCGCACCAACAAAAGUCGUCUGGCCCACGCGACAGUUGACGAUUUGCUCUAUGAGCUUUCGGGUGACGAGACGAAGUAUAUGCGCGAGCUGAAAACACUGGUCGGGGGCGUGAUUCCGGUCCUUUUGACUUGCGUGCUGUCCCGCUCUGAUUCGGCUAUUGCCGCAGGCCUGUUUCGGCCGUCUUUGGACCCCCAAGACGACGUGAACUUCUCAAAGCCAAUCGUCAACAUGGGAGUGGCGAUCGAGCGUCUCAAGAACCUGCACAAGCGAAUCCCGCAGGACAACGCGGAUGCCUUGCUUACAUGGGCGCAAGGGGCCCAGAGAGUCUACCGCGAGUACUUGAGGGCGUGGCGUCUUGGAUUCAAAGAUGUCAUUGUCAACCUGGCUCCUCUAGAAGAAGAUGACGUCACGAACGAUGCUGACACGAAGAGCCUGGAUGAGGGCUUGGAGCGAGACGAAAAUGGCGACUUUGUAGACGGCAACGGGGAAAAGGUCGAUGUGGCCUAUUUGCUGAAGCGACCGUUAGUACGUCUUAAGUACCUAGCGAAGAGUUUCAAGGGUAUCAAUCUACUGGAACCGUCCCCAAAGGCUGAAGAAACGGCUACCGCCUAUCAAAGUCUUGUUAUCGAUGCCCGAAAACGCGUCCGCGAUGAAAGAGCGAGGUUGGAAGAUGACUCUGCUGCCUGUAUCGACCCAACACGCACAAGAGACCCGAUGACCUUGGGCGUCCUCCACGGGAUCGGCAUUGAUCAGACUCGCCAUGUCCGUGCUCGCGACUUCUUCAAUCUGUCGUUGUAUCACUCAAGUGGACAACUUGUGGAUUGUCGAGCCGAGCUUUUAUAUCGAGACAACGCCUCGAGCAAAGGGCCUGGAGGUGAUCUUUUGAUUUGUGAAAUCGAUCAUUCAGAUCGCUGGCUUCUGUUCCCUCCCAUGGACCUAAGAUGUGUUUCAGCCCGCAGAGGAGAAUCGAAACAUGAGAUCGUGCUCAUGCUGCGCAGUGCUCCCGGAGAUGAAACUAAGUACUGGCAAGAAUUGAUCUCGCUCCGCAUUGACGAAGAAGAAGUUGGGUCUGAGUGGGUUUCAUUGCUCGGAUCUGACCCUAUUCCGCCAUCAAUUUGUCGAAGCCAAAGCUUCAUCAGCCGAGCCAAGCAGAACAAGGCUCGCAAGCCCUCUGCCAUUACUUCUCCGCCCAGACCACACCCGAAUGACAUUGAUAUCCCCAUCGGUGAGAAGGCGACCGGUAAACGACGCUCGUGGACCCCUAAAGAGCACUCGUCUGAGCCAAGUACGGUCACCUCUGCUACCGAUGCCAGGAGCUCUUUGUCCUCAAUCGUCACUCGGGAGACUGAUUACACCACUGGAGGAUCCGAGUUGUCUGCAAAACCCGCCCGCCCUGACCUACCUCUUCUUCCUUCCACGGCUCCCAGGAGCUCGCCAACUAGCCCGGACAAGACUCCCACCGGGCUCAAACGAUCCAAGGCGAAGAGGCUUUCUCGCUAUGGUGACAGCCAAGCUUCCGAGACUGCCUCUCAGCAAACUGUUGUAUCCGAUAAAGCACCCGAACACAGCGGACCUGCAGUUGCCUCUCCUCAAACUCCAAGUACGCCAACGGGAGGUAGAUUCUAUGGCGAAUCGGAGGAAUCUCCAGCUAGAGGAUCACCGAGAGAAAAGUCGCGUUCGAGGAUUCCUCAGCCUCAGAAGACGCCUGUCAGGGAACCCGAGCCUGAAUCUCCUAGGGUUUCAUCUGUUCCCUCAGCAACUCUCCCAUUGAUUCCCAAAAUCCGAACCCCUAGCAGCCAAACUCACCUUUCCACUCCGACAAGCAUCGGCCCCGAAGAUGAGGAAGACUAUCCUCCACUUGAAUGCUUGCCCAAGCAAGAAAUUCCGGAGACACCAACAAGAACUAGGAGAAGGAAGUCUCGAAGACGGCCAAAGGAUGAUGACAGUCCCCCCCCCCCCCGCCUCAUCGCUCGCCUAGCCCUGCCAAUGGCAAGCGCUCUACUCCUCCAUGGUGGUGGACUCAAGCGGCGUGGCUCUUCUCCCCUAAAGCACGAAUAUGAACCCUCUACAGCUUCAGACUACUCAGAGACCGACUCGGACGCGUCAACAGUGCGCCACUAUUCCUACUCAUCAUCCGAAUACUCAAGAUCCGGUGGCUUUACUGACUCAGAAGAUGAUUACUCCUCGGUAUCUGAAGACGAAGAAUAUCUUACUCCCAAGCCAAGAGCACCCGACGCGAUUACCGACGCCAGUUCUCUCUCGCCUUCUAAUUCUGUGUCGCAGAGUGGCUACCGUGCUGUGCCGCUGCAGCCUACCAAGACCAACAAGGCCACUGCAUCUGUCUUUGCCUGGUCCGACAAAGGCAACUGGGAGCCUUUGCUUCCUGACGAAUGUAGCAUCGUCGUUAGUCCUGGUCUGAUCGAGGCCUUCGCGGCGGGCUCUGAGCCUGAUGCAAACUCCGAUUCCACAUCAUCAAGACCGCUUAUCUCUCUUGAAUUGACACCACUCGUUCCUAUUCGCCGUGGCACCGCCAUCGAUAUCAGUAUUCGCUCUCCUCCCACCGAGCGAUCCAAGAUCACAUCCAGCAACAACAUCAUGUUCCGGUCUGGCAACCCCGAUGAAUGCGACGCCUUAUAUGGCUUAAUCAACCAAUCAAGAAUCAACAACCCAACAUAUAUCGCCCUCCAAAACGCCCGCGGCCCAUUCAACGGCCAUGUCUCUACCUUUGAACCUGCACCGAAAUCCGGCGGAGGCCUGUUUGGCUGGCCCCGCCGCAGAAAGAGCUAUCGCGCAUCCAGCUCCCCACGUUCUUUAGCGGAAGGAUCCGAAAGCAGCGUGGGAACAAUGAGCAGCGCGUUCUCGGCCCUCAAACGCUUCGGCAACAGCAGCAAAAUGUUCAACAUUUCCCGCUCAACCAUCGAAUCUCGCACCGGCCGCGAAGGCAGCAUCUACUCCGGCUCCGGUGAUUCCGGCAACGACCCAUCCCCCAAUUCGGGCAUAGGCCGCAUCGCCGCAGCAGUCAAAGGCGCCGACGGCAUUGGCCUCUCAAACGCCAAGGUCCGCCUUUACGCGCGUGAAUCCGCCUCCAAGUGGCGCGACAUGGGCGCCGCCCGCAUGACCAUCAUGCCAGCACCACCCAAGAACCCCUCCCGCCCCGGUACUGGCGUCAGCGGCCGCAGCGACAACAGCUCCCCGCAAGGCGACAACGCCGACAACGCAAGCGGCACUUCACCUCCCACAUCAGGGUCCGCCUCCCCGCGCGGCGCUAUCUCGACUGAGAAGCGCAUCGUCAUCCGCGGCAAGACACGCGGCGAGACUCUGCUUGAUGUCUGUCUGGGCGAGAACGCCUUUGAGCGCAUUGCCCGCACGGGAAUUGCAGUCUCCAUCCGCGAGGAGAAUGAUGACGCUUCCGUCGCGCAGAAGGGUGGCGUUGCUACUGGCUCUGGCAAGAUAUUUAUGAUUCAAAUGAAGAGUGAGGCUGAGGCGGCUUAUACCUUUGGGCUUGUUGGCAAGCUCAGGUAUUGA
Penicillium samsonianum is the source of this 5547-nucleotide messenger RNA. RefSeq lists its product as uncharacterized. Lineage: Eukaryota; Fungi; Ascomycota; Eurotiomycetes; Eurotiales; Aspergillaceae. The record is from RefSeq and is a predicted model, not a curated record. The transcript is spliced from 3 exons. Gene Ontology annotation, cellular component: site of double-strand break; nucleus. The coding region runs from base 382 to 5547 and encodes 1721 amino acids.